Bombyx mori (domestic silkworm) is the source of this 1032-nucleotide messenger RNA. It is a transcript of the gene DnaJ-13, whose product is annotated as DnaJ (Hsp40) homolog 13. NCBI's taxonomy places the organism in Eukaryota, Metazoa, Arthropoda, Insecta, Lepidoptera, Bombycidae. The record is from RefSeq and is marked provisional.
CGGCUGUUAUGUGGUCUACGCAUUUAUCAAAAAUAUAAAUGGAAAUUUCCAAAAUAGUAACAUGAAUCCCUUUUCUAAACAAUAUAAAUUAUUUGUAUUAAUAAUAUUAUAAUGUUUUUUAUAAAACGAAAUUCUGACUUCAAGUCUUUAAAUGGGUUUAUAAGAUUUUACAGCUUUGGACGAAGGUGUCAUUAUGAUGUUCUUAAUUUGCGUAGAAAUUGUUCCGACAAAGAAAUCAAAAAUGCAUUCAUUCAGUUAAGUAAAGAAUAUCAUCCAGACAAGAAUAAAGAUGCAAAAGCACAAGAGAGAUUUGUCCAGAUUGUUGAAGCGUAUAAUAUUCUUGGCAAACCAGGCACCAGAGCUCAAUAUGACAGCAUAACUGAAGUUUCAACUGGACCCAAUUCUUACGUUUAUAAAACUCAUGUGCCUUAUAAUCUACGUAAAAAUGCACAGUACAGUUACUACUAUGAUUUCGGAUCCAAAGCACAUAGUGCGAAAGGAAAUACAAACACAUAUUAUAGUAAUGAGAGUGCCAAGAAAAUGCCCAAUUAUUAUAUAAUUUUCACAUGUAUCGGUAUCACCUUACUUGGUGCUAUCCUGCAAGGAUAUGUAAUAAGAAACAUGUAUGUCGGUCAGCGCAAGCAAGCAUUACAGAAGUCAAUGGAACUUGCUGAUGAACUCGAUAAAGUAAGGGCAGCCGCUACUGGUAACGGAAAUGAGAUGCAAACUCGAUUGCUGUUAGACAAGAUCGUAACCGCCUCCAACGCCACGGUGGCCACUGCGUCACUUGGUCACGCACUAGCAACGGACAAAAAGUGAUUCUAAUUUGUUUAUUUUAACAUCCCACAGUAAAUAGAUAAGUAGUUAAGUAGGUAAUUAUAAUUCGUAAUUCGUAACAUCUUCAGAUUUUACAUAUGACAUUACGACGACAUUUGACAUAUGUAUGUUAUUAUGACGUUUUGACAGACAAGUUUUUUUUUUUUUUAUCGUUUUGAUUUGCGAAACGCAUUAUUGCUUCCCGGCAGAAAUAGG